Messenger RNA from Hordeum vulgare subsp. vulgare (domesticated barley), 1119 nucleotides. RefSeq lists its product as uncharacterized. Lineage: Eukaryota; Viridiplantae; Streptophyta; Magnoliopsida; Poales; Poaceae. The transcript is spliced from 4 exons. The record is from RefSeq and is a predicted model, not a curated record. Bases 71 to 382 code for a protein of 103 amino acids.
GGACACUUCGAUCGACAAGACCGCCCCGGCUAUUGCUCAAGAUAGUUGACAAGUUUGCAUAGUCACCAACAUGGAGAUUAUUGACUUGUGUUCAGAUAGCGGUGGCACGAGUCUUGACGCUGUCGCAGCUGCCAUUCAAGCGUUGGAGGAAAAGUUCAAGCUCAUACGAGCCAACGAUGAUGCUAUUGUGUUGGACGCUCUCUCAUUCAGCACCCCCAAGAUCAGACUGCUUCACAGCUUGACGGUCGAAAAGAAGAACUCUGUUCAGAUUCUUGUCGAAGUCACCACUUAUGCAAAUGGCAGUUUGGAUGGUGCGUGCAUGAGUUUUGUGCAAGAAGAUUAUUUUGGAAGCACAUCGACUUCUUUCAUUACAGAAUUUUGAACACUAGGAUUCCCAAACGAGAAUUUAGCUUUACUCUGUAUGGUUCCAUAAGGUACAACUUUGGUCUCAUGCAAAGCCAGCUGCGUUUUGCAUAUUCAUUACAGAUUAUUUUGGUGUUUUUUGGCCAGUUGGGUGGGAUUCUGUUGAUAUGGUAGUUUCUCUUACCUGGGGUGCUUUGUUGAUCCUAUUCAUUUUGUUAACAUCUCGUUAUCUUAAGGAGAAAUCUAUUCAUAUCUGUACAAAGUUCCAAUUUCACCAUGUUAGAAAAAAAAAGUCUAUACUUGGCUGUGUAAAGCGUCCAACUUACAGUUUUGACUAUUAAUUUUCAUGAAAGAAAAAGCAAAUCAAAUGACAUUUGUUCAGUAGUAAAUACUUCUAUAGUAAACAUGAAGGGAGUGUAUCAGGCGUCAGGUUUGUUGAUAGCAGAGGAACACUGGUCAAUAACCAAAACUUGAACGGGAAAAGGGCCUGAAUUACAUCAUCCAAGGAGCAUAACUCUAUCAUAUGGAAUUGUAGCCUUUAUCUUGUUUCAUUUUGGUCUGACUUGAUGUGGUGCUAUCAGGUUUUUGCCCCAUACUAGAUGUUUCAUUGAGCAUCUAUAGCAGGUUUCCUCAUAAUGUCCCAGUUCGCUCCUCCAGUUUUCAAUGUGAUGUUUCGUUGCUGGUGUUUGUAACUCCAAAAUAGACCAGAUAUUGUUAUGUUUCUGUUAAGUCAUUAUUAAUGGAAAGGCGGGGGGU